CGGUACUGUCCCUCCCUAUGUGAGGAAAAUGACAGCACAGGGAUCACACAUUGAAAUAUCCUUGGUUGUUGCACAUUAGACAAGCAGUACUUGGAAAUAUCUGAUUUGGAUUUAAAUGCAUGUUUGUCUGCGUUAAUCUAAUGGUAUUGCAAGUGUUAUACAAUGAGUUUGCGAGACUCUCCGGACCAGAAUAAAUUGUGGCAUAUCGGUCCAUGUAUUAUAACUGCGCUAAUACUCAUAAAGUCAACGGUUUGCACGCCGGUGUCAACGGACGGGCGAGUCGAGACCGCUGAGGCUGAGGGCUUCCUGGAGAAAUAUGGCUACCUGCACCAGGACAAUCACAUACACAAUCCUGCAGAGGUCAAAACAGCAGUCCGGGAGUUUCAGUGGCUGUCCCACCUGCCCGUCACAGGACAGCUGGAUGGUGCCACCCUGAAGCAGAUGGGCACACCGCGGUGUGGGGUAAAGGAUGAGGGCAGCCAUCAGGUCUGGGCCCAGAGAGUCUAUGCAGUCUUCACAGGCAAGAUGGCGUCCAAUGGGUCACAAAACCGCGGGAAACGCUAUGCUCAACCAGGUGAGAAAUGGUACAAGCGUCACCUGACCUACAGGAUAGUGAACUGGCCUCGUCACCUUGCGCCAGGCCCCGUGCGGCUUGCGGUGCGUGCCGCCUUUCAGCUGUGGAGCAACGUGUCAGGCCUGGCCUUCCAGGAGGUCCCAGAGGGCCCUACGGACAUCCGCCUGGCCUUCUACGAGGGCGAGCACAAUGACGGGGCCAGCAACGCCUUUGAUGGCCCAGGGGGAGCUCUAGCACAUGCCUUCUUCCCUUGCCGGGGGGAGGCCCACUUCGACAUUGCAGAGAGGUGGACGCUGUACGGGCACAAGGGACACAACCUGUUCAUGGUGACAGCCCACGAGAUAGGCCACACACUGGGGCUGGAGCACUCACCGGUGCGCCACUCCCUCAUGUCCCCCUACUACAGGAAGCUAGGCCGCGCCCUGGUCCUCAGCUGGGAUGACAUCGCUGCAGUGCAGCAGCUCUAUGGAAAGCCUCUGGGGGGUCAGCCUAUUAGGUUAACAGGCCAGGCAUUCAGCUCAGCCCUGCAGGAGUGGGAGCUGGCUGAGGAGCCCGAGGGACAUCCUGAAAUUACCCAGCCCCUCUACUGCCAGGGGGUCUUUGAUGCCAUCACUAUGGAUCAGAACCACACAGUGCUGGUGUUCCGGGGCAGUGUGUACUGGACGGUGUCGGCUCAGGGGAACGUGAGCGCACCUCUCCCUCUCCAGCAGCGCUGGCCCCACCUCCCACUGGCCAUCGAGGCCGCGGCCUUCUCCCCACUGGACAGCAAGUGGUACUUCUUCAAAGGUAAGCGUAUAUGGCGUUACUCGGGUAGUGCCCUGGACCAUGGCUUCCCCAGGAGGAGCAGCCAGGCCGGCCUCCCCUGCCACCUAGACUGUGCCUUCUACUACGCCCCCCUGGGACACAUGGUCCUCUUUAAGGGCUCCCGCUACUCCGUGCUCAACCUGCACACGCUGAGGUCCGAGCCCUACUACCCGCGCCGGCUGGCCGACUGGACCGGGGUGCCCCAGGGAACCAACGGUGCGCUGACCCGUCCCGACGGGCGCCUCUAUCUCUUUAGGGAGCAGCAGUACUGGAGGUUUGACCCAGUGAAGGUGCGCAUGACCAGAGAAGGCCAGUGGGCUCAGGACCUGGAAUGGAUAGGCUGCAGGAGCAGGACUCACCAGGGCAAUGAUAUCCUGUGACAAACAGGGGGAGCUACAGCUCUCAUAUCAAAGUUGAUAUGAGGCCAAAAGCCUGAAACGUUAGCCUGGGUACAAGUCUGUUUCUGAUAAUAAUCCAGUCCUUAUACUCUGUAUCAUAUGCCAAACAGUUUAGCAUGACAAGGAGUGGAAACAGACUGGUACCCAAACUACCAAAACAUAUAAAAAAGGCCAUUAUGUCUGUGCAAUCUAAAUAUGGAAGACUUGGUUGGAGCCAGCCGGGGUCGUUGGCCUGAAACUCUGUCAUCAGUGCCAUCGAACUGGACUUUUUGGUAAGAUUCAUGACACAAUAAAAUUGACAUUAGUAAUGAACAUUGUUGAGCAUAUUAAACCUGGGCCGGGCCAGGCACGCUGUAGAGCACUGCUGACCAUUCACCUUUUAAAGGCAAUGUUCCCGACAUUCGUGAAGAUCGCAUUCACAGUAAACGCUGCAGAAAUCAUCUCAUUAGGAAAUUACCUUUAAAGUCAAGCACUCUACAACGUGCCUCGGAUUGAAUCUCAGCCCUGGUGACAAAUACAGUGCAUUCGGAGAGUAUUCAGAAAACCUUUUAUUUUUUUCUACAUUUUGUUACGUUACAGCCUUAUUUUAAAAUUGAUUCAAAAUGGGUUUUUUCCACCCUGAUCAAUCUAAAAACAAAACCCCAUAAUGACAAAGCAAAAACAGGUUUUUAGAAAAUUCAGCAAAUGUAUUAAAAACAAAAAAACAGAACAUUUACAUAAGUAUUCAGACCCUUUACUCAGUACUUUGUUGAAGCACAUUUGGCAGUGAUUACAG
Molecule: messenger RNA, 2551 nt
Organism: Salmo salar (Atlantic salmon)
Lineage: Eukaryota; Metazoa; Chordata; Actinopteri; Salmoniformes; Salmonidae
Gene: mmp28
Product: matrix metallopeptidase 28
Biological process (GO): extracellular matrix organization; collagen catabolic process; proteolysis
Cellular component (GO): extracellular matrix
Molecular function (GO): metalloendopeptidase activity; zinc ion binding
Source: RefSeq, a predicted model, not a curated record